AUGGACCUGUUAAAAAGUCAAAUAGAUCUAGAUUCUUUUCUAGAAAAUUUAGAUAAUAAGUCUACUUAUAAUGAUAUAUUUAUAUCUAUGUUACACAAUCCUACAUCUGAUUUACUUUCUAAACUCGUUAUUAAUAAUUUCUCUCGAAUGAUAACUGAUUUAAAAUAUUUGAUAAAAUUUAAAUUUUCUAGACUAAAACCAGUUAUACAGAAAAAUAUUUCUAAAAUAGUUAUUCUUCUUUUUGGAUACACUGUUAAUAUUGACACAUUAAUAAUUAAUCUAUUAAGACAAGGUUACACUAAUUUUCCUGUAGAACAUAAAUAUUUUAAAGAGUUUAAAAAUGCGCUACCGUAUAUUAAGUUACAUAAUGGUGAUAAUUUUGCAACAUCUUCUUUAUCUACGCUUAUUACUUUUGAAAUGGAGACAGAUAUUAUUUUUAUGUCUACAGUAGAAAAUAAUAUUGAGUUUUAUGCACAUGUUUUUUUAAAAAAAUAUCAGCAUAAAACUCAGGACAUUUUGAGAUUUUUAAAAUAUAAAAAGUUUACAGGUAAAAAUAUAGAAUACAUAAUAAAUUGUAUAAAAAAAAUAUUGGGAUAUGAAACUCUUGUAGAAUUUGUAGAUGAUAAUAUAGAAAAUAUUAAUACUACUAAAGAAAAAGAAGUUAAAGAUAAUAAUUUAAUAAAUUUAGAGAAGAAAAAUACACAAGACAUUUUAAUGUCAAUAGCUGAUUUAUCAUUUCCUAAAUAUUAUGCAAUAAUACAAAAUAUGAAAAUUAAUAAGUGUACUUUUAUUCAUCCAAGUAAGUAUAAAGAUGUAGUUUUCUCUUCAUUUGAAUAUGAUAAUUAUGUACAAGUAUAUUUAUGGAAGAUUCUUAUUUACCAGAAAAUACUUUUUGAUAUUGAAAUAGAAAUUGAAGAAAGUGAUCUUAAGACUGAAGAAGCAUUAGAAGGAUAUGACAUAUAUUUAAAUAUACAUUAA
This is a messenger RNA of Vairimorpha ceranae, 978 nucleotides long. RefSeq lists its product as hypothetical. Bases 1 to 978 code for a protein of 325 amino acids. The transcript has a single exon. The record is from RefSeq and is a predicted model, not a curated record. NCBI's taxonomy places the organism in Eukaryota, Fungi, Microsporidia, Nosematidae.